AAUAAAAAUGAAAAACUUUUAGCUAAAACUAUGGCUUCAGAUCACCAGUUGUCGCUUAAUUUUUUUAUAAACUUGACUUAAAUGCUAUUUGGUUAACAUUAUUAAUCUUGUCGUGUUAUAUGACCUGCAAUAGGCACAGUUUAAAGCUCCGGGUGUACCCUUUGAAGUAUAACCAUAAAGAUUCACCAUGAAAACCCAAACAAAAGGUGCGCACUGAAAAAUAAUUUUGUAACUAUGUAUCGUGUGAAAAAAUGUUUUCCCCAUAAUAUAUGAGUUUGUUUUUUGUUUUAUUCGUUUAUGGAUAACAUUUCAGAUACUUGAAUACGCUAUAAUUAUAAUAAAAUGUGUUUAUGAUAUGUAUAAUUCGGCCUAAAAUGAUAUUUAGCUAGUAAUAUAGUUAUAGCUAAAUUUACAUACAACUCGUCUUCAAGCUAUUCCAACCUUAUUUUUUAGAUUAAAAUUUGGGGUGUAUAAAAUGAUAUAAGAAAUCUAAAAUAGGAAAAAAAAAAACCCAUCAAAGACAGUUUGAUUUGAACACAUCUCCAUUUUUCUCAGUGCAAACAUCAUAAUAAUGAAGAGCUGCAAAAAUAUAUGUGAUGCUGUGGCAUAUCAUUAUUAUAAAGCAACUUAAGAUGAAAUAAUAGGAGAACAGGAUGUCAAUUGUUAAUUCACAAUAGAUCAUCAUCACAGAUUAUUUAAUGACAAAAAGUUUUCAAGUUAGCAGGUCUACAGCUGCUUUAAAACCUGUUUUUCACACAUGCUGAAGACAGUGAUCAUUGUUUGUGUCUCUUUUGUUACUUGCUUUUAACAUGACAGAGUAAACACACCUGUGUUUUUUUCUCCUCCCCAGUGAAAUCAGCCCCCGCAACUUACCUAUAAAUAGGCCGGGAUCAGACUGCCUGUUGAUGUUUUCAUCUGUGGAAGUGCCAUGGAUUGGGUACGAUUUGGCAUCCUUCUAAGAAUGAUUGUUUUACAGUGUUUUAUCACGAGGAAUGUGUUGUCAAUUCAGAAAAGAGAAUGGGUUGAUACUCCAACAGCAAAAUCAACAGAGGGAGAUGUGACUUGUUUUUCUGAAUACAUGGAGGUGUGGAUUCACAGUGCGAGAAUCGAAGGGUUGGCAGUCUGGCUCUCUAGGGCCUUACAAGUCCAAGUCAACAUUGCAUCUCUGGAUCACCUAAACCUCCAGCUGUCUGCCUGUGGAUUCUCACUGCACAAAGGCCCUGACAAGAACUUCAUUUUUAGAGUCAGUUACACUGGAUGUUUUGUCCAGCAACUGCAUAACUUCCACGUGCUUACACUGAAUUUGAUGAAGAGGAUAAAUCGAUUCGGAGGCAGACGCCACAGUUUCAUAAUGACGUGCCCCGUGGUUUCUGUACUGCCCACCAGAGAGCAAGUCCAGUGUGACCCCGAGUAUAUUCAGGUGAUCAGACAAGUUCCCCAUGACAACUGGAAUAAUGAGUUGCAGUGGUCACUGUCUUUGAGCGAUCACCUCAUUGUAGCUCUGGAGGAUGCCAGCCUGAUCCAGAUGGACAUUGACAUGAACGGACCAGAUAUUACAAUCCAUGGCAGGAGGAAGGAGAUUUUGAGCCCUAUGAAGGUAAUGGAAACUGAUGGGGAAUUCUUGGCCUUGAAGCUGGUCAGUGGUCAGUAUGCCUACAGUAUGGAAGCUGUGUGUCCAAAGGUGACAACAUCCACAGCAGAGGAGACUGUGCUGCACAUUUUCAAACGACGCAUGGGCUUGACCAAACGAGGCAGCUCUGACAACGAAGGCCUGACAGUCAGCGAUGUGGCGGUGAACCAGACGGAUAAUUUCACUGUGCAUGAGACAAGUGAAUUUGUGUCACUGAUCAUUCCUACAACCCAAAUACUGCAGACCAAGACCUGCGCAGACAGCAAACUACUCCUGCAGUCAUUCUACAGGGUGGAUGUUGUGCUCACCUUCAAAGAGACAAAUCACAAAAUGCAUUGGACCAUGGAGAACACACUGCCAUGCACAGCCGCUCCUGCUGCGUCAUACAUCACAUCCUCUCCUGGUGCAAACAUCACGGCCCUGCCCAUGCUCAACUUUAAGAGUGAGACUUUCACUACAGAGCAAGUGUGGUUGGACCACUCUGCCGUCCCCGUGGGGAAACCGAACAACAGAUCUCCAUCCGAAGAGAUGACGGCAGAAUUUUCCGCCGUCAGUUCACCUCACACACAGACAGAGGGCAGCAGUUUCAAUUCCCACGUUGAGAAGAUGUCAGAGAUUCAAAGUGGGAAUUCAUCUUCUGGGUUUGAUGGCGACACCGUCACUUCCAGCGGUGCGACUGUGACGGACUUGCCUUUCAACACAACGGUUGAAAAUGAACAAGAAUACCAGCAAUUCAACUCAACCAGGGGGGAAUAAAGACCAGCAGAAGCAGAUAAAACUGAAGUGGAUGUUUUAGGUUUAGAAACCUGACACGUGAUCACCAGUCAGCUAUUUCAAUAUUCCACUUGCUUUACGGCCUUUUGAUUCACUCCUUUUGUUUUAAUUCCAGUUGGUGCCAUGUGUUACAUGUCUGUUUGCUGUCUUGUAAGGUGAUGCUGUGGUCAGUCAGUGCUGUGCAGGGUUGAUUAUACAAGCAGAAAUACAGCCAGCCGUUGCCCGAGGGUGGACAUUAUCCAGACACAGACACGGACACAUAAGGCAGGCGUUGAAUAAACAUGUCUCUACCCGAGCAGCACAACGGGCUGAUGAAGAGAAGACCCUGCAGUUGUUACAGGCAAUGCCACCUUCCAGAGAAGCCCUGUGUCAUAGAAACUCACAAAGAAUUGAUUUUUAAAGUCACACCAUGUGUUCUUGGCAAAGAUGGAUCUCAUAUUUUAAGUAGUUUUAUGUUUCUUAGGUUGAACUUGAUGCUUUACAAAUGUGUUUUUUCCUUUGUAAAGGAAAACAAGUUUCUCACUAAAGUGUAUUUCAUCUGCAGUGGUGUUGCUUUGUGUAUCUUUGCUGUAGUAUGCUGUGUCAACAGGAGAGGGCACUAUUGAAUAUGUUUUCAGAAAACUCCUGAUGGGCCGGCAGCCUGCCUGCCUCCUCUCCAAAUGAUCAAGGUUUAAAGGUUUUUGCAUUGAACUUAUAUCAAAUCUUUGUUGCUUUUUUGGU
Seriola aureovittata is the source of this 3124-nucleotide messenger RNA. RefSeq names its product chromosome 9 C1orf127 homolog (gene ciroz). Bases 929 to 2386 code for a protein of 485 amino acids. The record is from RefSeq and is a predicted model, not a curated record. NCBI's taxonomy places the organism in Eukaryota, Metazoa, Chordata, Actinopteri, Carangiformes, Carangidae. The transcript is spliced from 11 exons.